CGAAAAUUUGAUGAAACCACACAUCAGACGGCUAUAAAAGUGAACUGGUGCGUUAAGGCUUCACCAGAAGUAAUCCUAACAGCAGUGCAAUCCAACAUUUGCGGCACAAUGAAACAAUUCACGCUUCUAGCAGCUGUGCUGUGUAUUCUGGGCGCUCAGGCGGCACCGGACCGUACUCCUCGCAUCAUUAAUGGACAUACUGCUCCUCAUCAACCCUAUAAUGCGUACGUUCUGUACCUGAACGCACAAAACGCAGGAUUCUUCGGUGGUGGCUCUAUUAUCUCCGAUCGCCACGUUCUGACUGCUGCCCAGAACAUUGUUGGAUUUGUACGAUGGGACAUUGGAUUUGGCACCAACGUCUUCGUUCAUCUCAACAUGCUCACUUCAACCGUGGCCACAGCCCAUCCUCAAUACGCCGCUGCCACCCGCCUUAACGACAUCGGUAUCAUUACCCUGCCGGCUUCUUUGGUCUUCACUUCGACCGUCUCUCCGAUUGCCCUUCCAGCUCUCAAUGCCCAACCAGCAAAUCAGCAUCCCUUCGAAAAUGAACAGGGAGCGAUCGUCGGUUUUGGAUUCGUUAACGCUGCCUCAACGGGCCGUUCGGACUUCCUGAUGCGCUCCUUCCAGCGAGUGACGAGCAACGUUCGUUGCCAACAGUUCUUCCAGAUUACGCUUCCUCAGCACUUCUGCGCCGAAGACGCCGUCGAGAUUUCCAACGUUUGCAAUGGUGAUCUGGGAGCUGGUUUUGUCACCGAUGUACGUGGCCGGCCGACCGUUACCGGAGUGGCCUCUCUGAUCAGCCAGAGCUGCGGCAACACGUCCCCGUCUGGAUACACUCGGGUCGAAUUCUACCGACAAUGGAUCCAGAGUGUGACGCAAGUCUAACGGAAUCAAACCAGUGAUACAAUGCUUACGUUGCGAUCAAUGUGAGAAUAAAUAUUUCAUUAGUAAAUCGCAA
Aedes albopictus (Asian tiger mosquito) is the source of this 958-nucleotide messenger RNA. RefSeq names its product chymotrypsin-like. The transcript has 4 exons. Gene Ontology annotation, molecular function: serine-type endopeptidase activity. Gene Ontology annotation, biological process: proteolysis. Lineage: Eukaryota; Metazoa; Arthropoda; Insecta; Diptera; Culicidae. Bases 109 to 885 code for a protein of 258 amino acids. The record is from RefSeq and is a predicted model, not a curated record.